Messenger RNA from Thermothielavioides terrestris NRRL 8126, 1296 nucleotides. RefSeq lists its product as uncharacterized. The transcript is spliced from 3 exons. Lineage: Eukaryota; Fungi; Ascomycota; Sordariomycetes; Sordariales; Chaetomiaceae. The coding region runs from base 1 to 1296 and encodes 431 amino acids. The record is from RefSeq and is a predicted model, not a curated record.
AUGGCGGAGACGCUGAACGAGAUCCUGAACAACUAUAUCGCCAACGACACGACAACCAAGGACAAGCUCCUUGGAGCAGCCUUCGUCGUCGUAAACAAAGAUGGAAUCCUUUACCAAGGCGCCGCCGGCCGCACGCGCCUCGCCCCUGAUUCCCCAACCUUCACCACCCACUCAAUCGCCUGGCUCGCCUCCGGCACCAAACUGAUCACCACAACCACGCUCAUGCACCUCCUCGAGCACAGCGCGCCCACGCUGACCCUGGACACCGACGUGCGGCCGCUGGUGCCGGAGCUGGGCGCGCUGCCGAUCCUGUCGGGCUUCGAGCCGGCCUCCGCCGACGGCAGCAGCAGCAACGGCGGAAGCGGCGCGCCGAUCCUGACGCCCAACACGCAGCCGAUCACGCUGCGGCAGCUGCUGACGCACACGUCCGGGCUGGGCGUCGACGUGGCGGACCCGGACCUGCAGCGCUGGGCGGCGCACGUCGGGCGCACGGCCAACGUCGGCAGCUGCACGCUCGAGGGCUGGGCCGCGCCGCUCAAGUUCGCGCCCGGCGCCGCCUGGUACUACGGCACCGGCCCGGACUGGGCCGGCCAGGUCCUCGAGCGCGCCGUGGCCGCGCGCGGCGGCGGCGGGAAGCGCACGCUGGGGGAGUACAUGCGCGAGCACGUGUUUGGGCCGCUGGGCUUGCGCGCGACCGGGUUCCGGAGGAGGGAGGUGUUGACGGCCGGCGGGGAGGCCGCGGAUGAGCGAUGGGUGCCGGUUGCCGAGAGGGAUGCGGAGACGGGGGAGUUCAAGGAGGGGAGGGUGCCGUGGCCGGAGGAGCCCGUGCUGGAGAGCGGCGGGGCCGGGUUGUAUUCUUGCGCGGAGGAUUACGCGAAGGUGAUGCAGGCGCUGCUGAGGGCUGCCGCGGGGGAAGAGGAGGGGUUGGUGGUCGGGAAGGACACGGUGCGGGAGAUGCUGCGGCCGCAGCUGAACGAGACGCAACGGGAGUGGUGCAAAGGGAUUGUCUUCAAGUAUGGGUCGGCGGCGGAGCUGCCGCCCGAUACGCCGGUGGAUAGCGGGAUCGGGGGGAUCAUGAAUGUGGCGGACGUGGAGGGCAAGAGGAGGAAGGGGAGCAUCAUGUGGUCCGGGAUGGCCAAUAUGCGCUGGUGGAUCGAUCCCGAAACGGGCAUUGGGGGCGUGCUCCUUGUGAGCGUCCUGCCCUACUGCGACGCCACGGUGUUGAAGAUGUAUGACGAGCUGGAACGGGCUGUGUAUGGAGAGCUCGUGCCUCGAUGGAAGGGGGCGUCGCAGUAA